Molecule: messenger RNA, 775 nt
Organism: Emericellopsis atlantica
Lineage: Eukaryota; Fungi; Ascomycota; Sordariomycetes; Hypocreales; Bionectriaceae
Exons: 1
Coding region: 99-491 (130 amino acids)
Biological process (GO): tetrahydrobiopterin biosynthetic process
Molecular function (GO): 4-alpha-hydroxytetrahydrobiopterin dehydratase activity
Source: RefSeq, a predicted model, not a curated record
UCAUAGUGUCACGACCAGCCCCCCAGACGACAAGACGUACUGUGGUAGGAACAUGAAACGAGCAAUGGAAAAAAGAUAAUGCCAGCAUUUCCGAACUUAUGUAUUGCGCACGAUGUAUUUCCCGGAUUAGCAGAGCCAUGAUAGUGUUGACAUUUGUUCGAAAUCGGAAUCUCAGCACCGCUACGUACCUGACAGGAGAUAAAUCCCCCCACCGUACAGAUACUCCAGGUGCACUUUUGCCCUUGACAACUCACAAGAUGCCACCGGUAGGCUUUCGAUCCGUUGUGCAAACAAAAAAGACUAUACUUGGACGUAUUGCGGGACGCACAAUGGCAACCAAGGCUCGCUUCUCCGAUGGUACAGAUGAGGCUACCGCAACGCCUGCUCUCAAUGCCUUGCUAUCAAAACAUUGGACGCUCGCAAAAGAGGGUGAAGCACUGGAGCGGAGCUUCAAAUUCAAGACGUUUUCAAAGACGUGGGUAUGUUCAUGAAUAUACGACUCCCCUCCUAGCAAUACUGAUAUUUGGUAGGACUUUAUGACUGCAGUUUCGCUGCAGUGUAAAAUAAAAAACCACCAUCCCGAGUGGUCCAACGUAAGGACAACGGCUCUGGCCCCAUACACAAGUCCGCUGACGACCAAUAGGUGUACAACACGACAUUUAUCAGAUGGACAACCCAUAAUCCCAAAGGUCUGUCAGACAAAGACUUGGACCUCGCGACCAAGUGUGACGCCAUUGCUGCCGAGCUGGGAGAGCUGGCUCCCGAGCCCCCCAGC